AUGGAUAAGCUGGACUUGAAUGCGCUUGAUCAACUUAUCUGCACCUGCCGCAUUUGGGCAAGGGCCAUGUGUGGGGGGCAUGAUUGUGAGCUCGUGCUUUCCUCGGGGCUUGUGCUCAAGGGCCGUGUGCAUCCUGGUUGGAAGAAGGCAGGGCAUCAGCCGCUUCUGACCACGCUUGAUCUUCGAGCUGCCUACAAGCAGUUCGCAGUGUCGGCCGACUCGCGAGCUUGGGCAGUUAUCGCUUUGCUUAACCCUGAUACGCUGGUGCCGGGCCUUUUCGAGUCGAAGGCGUUGCCUUUUGGCAGCGCAGCCUCGGUGCUGCAUUUCAACCGUCUCUCGAGAUUGUUGUGGAGGUUGGGGGUUGAGCUUUUGAUCCCAUGGGGAAACUUUUUCGACGACUUCCCUGCAAUGUCACCGAGUGCCAUUUCAGACAAUACCAUGAGUACAAUGACUGCCUUGUGUUCCCUUCUCGGGUUCGCCUUUGCUGACGACAAGCUUAGCCCUUUCCAGCCUGAACUCGUCGUGUCUCUUGAAGAGUUUCUGCGCGAGGGAGUGAUCUCUCGAAAGCGUUACCUCAGUCUCAUGGGUCGGCUCCACUACACUGAUUCAUACAUACUUGGCAAGUCGGGCCGUUUGAUCAUGGCGGACAUUCGCUCGUGGGCAAAGGGGCAUUGUUCCGAUGAAUUGGUCUUGGACGAUGCAGCACGGGAAUCGCUGCGUCUGUUCAUUGCGCGUCUCCGUGCUUGUGAGCCUCGCCAGGUGCCUUGUGGAGUGGCAAGCCAUGUUGUGCACGUCUUCACGGAUGGCGCCAGUGAGGGUGAGGUGCACUCGAUUGGUGGGGUCCUUGUAGUGCAAGGUAGGCUGCAUUCGUGCUUUGGGUCACUUGUUCCCGAUCACUUGAUCAGCAAAUGGACCUCCACGAUGCGACACAUUAUCGGGCCGGUUGAAUCAUAUGCAGUUGCCGUGGCAAGGCGAGUCUGGCACCAGUUCAUUGCUUCGCAGCGCGCUUUGUUUUUCAUCGAUAAUGUGCAGGCACAAGACUCCUACAUAAAGGGCACCUCUGCCAACCCUCACGUGCGGGAAAUCCUCCUUUCUUUCGAGGAGUCGGAGAAGCUUUCCCCUUCCUGGACGUGGUUCGCCCGUGUGGCGAGUCCAAGCAAUGUCGCAGACGAGCCGUCACGUGCUGCCUUCGAGUUUCUGCAUAAGGCUCAAUGUCGCAGGGUCACUCCCUCGUGUCCCAUAAGUGGUUUUGACCUUGUGGAUCUUGGCGCCCUUGGAAAAAUUUGA
This is a messenger RNA of Symbiodinium natans, 1287 nucleotides long. NCBI's taxonomy places the organism in Eukaryota, Dinophyceae, Suessiales, Symbiodiniaceae. The record is from the annotation of a GenBank genome assembly.